Molecule: messenger RNA, 1105 nt
Organism: Nanorana parkeri
Lineage: Eukaryota; Metazoa; Chordata; Amphibia; Anura; Dicroglossidae
Product: secreted frizzled-related protein 5-like
Exons: 4
Coding region: 30-887 (285 amino acids)
Biological process (GO): non-canonical Wnt signaling pathway; negative regulation of canonical Wnt signaling pathway; canonical Wnt signaling pathway
Molecular function (GO): Wnt-protein binding
Source: RefSeq, a predicted model, not a curated record
GCACUUGAGCAAGGCUUGACAUCUCAGCUAUGAUGGCUUCUUCCUCCAGCUUUCUGCUCUUAAGUACCUUCUUUGCUGGGCUUUGCAGAGCAUUUGACUUUGGAUUAUCCACAAGAUGUAUCUCUAUACCUAAAGACUUGGGUAUGUGCCAUGAUGUCGGCUAUACAGAAAUGAGGCUUCCCAACCUACUGGGGCACAGCACCAUGGCAGAGGUUGUUACAAAGUCUGCUGAAUGGCAUAAACUUCUGCAAACCGGCUGCCACCCAUAUGCCAGAACCUUCCUGUGUUCCCUCUUUUCGCCUGUCUGCAUGGACACGUUCAUCCCACCUUGUCGCAGCAUGUGUGAGGCUGUGAGAGACAGCUGUGCCCCUGUGCUGGCAUGCCACGACCAAUCAUGGCCUGAAAGUCUAAACUGUGACCGAUUCCCUGCUGGGGAUGACAUGUGCCUUGACAACCUUGGUAAAGAUUACCACUACAUAUACAAAGACCUGCCAAAGCCAACAUGUCAAGGAUGCCCACUGAUUGAAGAGACUUACUCAUAUAGGUCUGCCAUGCAUGCUUUUUGUGACAAUGACUUUGCUGUGAGAGUAAAGCUAGCAAGAAGAAAGAUUGCCCAGGGACUUCAUGAAUAUGUGACAGAGGGCCCAGUAGAAUUUAUUAAACAGGGGAUGUUGCUUCCAUAUGACACACGCAACAUGAUUGAACAGUGGCUGCGCAUCAAUGACGUCUGUGCACACCGUAUGAUCCCUCACUCCAGGUCCAUGGUCUAUGUCAUUGCUGGUGACAUCCAUAAUGGAAAAGCUGUGGUCAACCGGGUCUUCCAUUGGCAGAAGAAAGACACUCAGCUGACACUGGCCACCAGAAAGUGGAGGCACCAUAAAUGUUAAAGUGACUGUUGGAAUUUAAUCUGUAAAUAAUCAAGAGACUCUAUGAGAAUGAAAUGUAAAUAGCUACAUUAUAUAUACAUAUAUAUUUUAUAAAAAAUGUAUUCGGACAGGUGGCAGUGUUGUGUCAAGCAAUCCCUGCUGGGCUACAAGUAUCAAAUUGUAAAAAUUAUAUCAAAUGUGUACAAAAGGAAAAUAUAUUAUAAAAUGUUUAUGACUUU